Tachysurus fulvidraco (yellow catfish) is the source of this 1025-nucleotide messenger RNA. RefSeq lists its product as uncharacterized. The coding region runs from base 77 to 403 and encodes 108 amino acids. Lineage: Eukaryota; Metazoa; Chordata; Actinopteri; Siluriformes; Bagridae. The record is from RefSeq and is a predicted model, not a curated record. The transcript has 8 exons.
GCUUCUCUCGAAGAGUAAAAAGUGUGUGCAUUUCCUGUUCCUGCUCUGUGCAUGUUCUGAGGCUAACGUGAGCACGAUGUUGCGGUUACUCCUUCUGACUUUGCUUCUCACAGUUAAGGCUUCUGCAACAGACACUGAUGGUUCAGGAUACUACACAAAUAAUGAUGAUGAAGAUGAGGAACCACAAGGACCACAUACUGCUUCAGAAGUGAGAAACGAAGUCGGAGCCCACAAUGCCGAUGUUGAUGAUGGAAGCACCACGAUCAUUAUCAUAGCAGCAGUGAGUGUGGUCGCUUUGGCCAUUGUGGCUGUAAUAGCUGUAGUUCUCUUCACACGUCAUUUGCAGAGACGGGAACAAGGUGUGUACAGUGUCCCAGUGGAGCAGGGCCAGAAAUGCGUCUAAACUUGCAGUUCUCCACUUCUGCUUGUGGGAUCACAUCAGGGACACCUCAACACAAAAAACACACUGUCAUGUGUGGCCAACUCUUCUGCCCUGGCUGCCCACUAAUACCUGCUGCAAAACCCCUUCAUUCCUCAACCUGCUAUAAUGCCAAAACAGGACCAUUUUCUUACUGUCAUCACCUUUUGCUAGUUUGUAGAAGAAUACCAUGGACCAAAGAACGAUUCCUGCACCACUGAUGCCAUUUGUUUCUAAUAGAGACAUGGUGUCAUAUGUCAUAUAUAUGUGUAUAUAUAUAUAUAUAUAUAUAUAUAUAUAUAUAUAUAUAUAUAUAUAUAUAUAUAUAUAUAUGUGUGUGUGUGUGUGUUAUUUGCUGCAGGUUAGCCCUCAUGAUUUUUUAUCUAGUCCAAAUCAGAUGCACUUUAAGCACAUGUUGUUAGUCAGAGCAAUCAGAUAAACUUCCUACAACUUUUCCAUUUAUGGUAAGCCAGUUUUUUUGCAUAUUUUCCAACUACCCUCAUGCAGAAUGUCCACGGUAUUCAAGCGAGAACAGGAAAAAAUAAAAAACCUUGUAAGAUGUGUAGGGCCGAACUGGAUUAAUAAAAAAAGAAAAAAAAAAAAAAAA